UAGCCUGCACUUCAAUUUUAAAAAUAAAUAUUGUCUGUGAUGGUUGAUGCUUGCUUCUCAAAUUGGGAGUUCAGAAAACUCAUUUGAAAUUAACCAAUAGUGAGCCAGUAGUUUCUUUGUAAAUUUGGAGGUAAGGUGAUUUGUUCAUUCAAUGUGUUAGGUGUGGUGCAAAGAUUUUUUGAGCUGUGCUGUUUGAGGGGCAAAGAAUCAAUGCGUGACAUGAGGUUUCUGUGCCUCACAUUGGUCCAGCUCCAGCUUGUAUUUGUUCACAAUAUUUGCCAAUUAUACCUGUUACAAAUUCCCUCCAUUGUUUAGCAUUUUCAUGAAAUGCACAGAACAAUUUGAUACAUUUCCCUUGGUAUUUUCUUAGGCUCUUUUCAGAAGUUAAGUUUUGUUCUGUCAACUUGUGUUGAUAAUCAAAACUUUCAGAAAGUUUAUUUUUAAACCUUUUAUUCGAACGUGUUCCACUUCUCUGAAGUGUACAGCUCCCACUUUGAAUCUGUUUGGAAAUGUCUACUCCUGGAACUUCUGUGGGUGAGUUCACUGCAUGGGAUUAUGUAGUGUUUGUGCUAAUGCUGCUCACUUCUGCACUCAUUGGAAUCUAUCAGGCAAUUAAAGCUAGGGGCCACCAAACCAACUUCCAGUUUUUGCUGGGAAACAGACAGCUGAGGGCAUUUCCUGUGGCUUUGUCCCUUGCGUCCAGCUUUAUGUCUGCAAUUACAGUGAUUGGAACACCAGCAGAGGUUUAUCGCUUUGGGGCCAUGUUCUUGAUUUUCUGCUUUACCUAUGCCAUCGUGAUCGUCAUCAGUGCUGAAUUCUUCCUGCCUGUAUUUUACAGACUAAACAUCACCAGUACUUAUGAGUAUUUACAAAUUAGGUACAACAAAAUAGUUCAGUACAUUGGGACCUGUUUCUUCAUCACCCAAACUGUGCUGUACACUGGGAUUGUCAUUUAUGCUCCAGCAUUAGCAUUGAAUCAGGUAACUGGAUUUGAUCUCUGGGGUGUACUCAUUGCAACUGGUCUUGUCUGCACCUUAUACUGUACUCUGGGUGGUCUGAAAGCUGUGGUGUGGACUGAUGUGUUCCAGUUGACAGUUAUGAUCAUCGGGUUUGUGGCAGUGAUAAUCCGAGGUGCGAUAAUUCAUGGAAGUUUUGCGCAGGUGCUGAAUAUUUCAUAUCAUGGAGGAAGACUCAACUUCUGGGACUUUGAUCCAAGCCCAAUAAGACGACACACCUUCUGGACGAUCGUGGUUGGUGGAACCUUUGUGUGGACAGCUAUUUAUGGCAUCAAUCAGUCUCAGGUUCAGCGGUACAUUGCUUGUAGAAGCCAGCUUGAGGCCAAGCUAUCACUCUACAUCAAUUUGGUUGGCCUGUGGAUAAUAGCCAUUUGUGCAGUAUUUACUGGUCUCACUAUGUACUCUGUUUAUCACCAAUGUGAUCCCCUGACUCGGAAAAAAGUCAGAGCGUCAGACCAGUUGCUCCCAUACCUAGUGAUGGAUAUUAUGAGGGAUUAUCCUGGUGUUCCAGGACUCUUUGUGGCAGCCGCAUACAGUGGGACUUUGAGUACGGUUUCCUCUAGCAUCAAUGCAUUGGCUGCUGUCACAGUGGAAGACAUCAUCAAACCUUUCACCAGUUUUUCAGAGCAGAAACUUUUUUGGAUCACAAAGGGACUCAGCUUCAUGUUUGGAGUCAUCUGCAUUACAAUGGCUGCAUUGUCCUCUGUGAUGGGUGGCGUACUGCAGGCUGCCCUCACUAUUUUUGGGAUUCUUGGUGGUCCAUUACUCGGGUUGUUCCUGCUAGGCAUGGUAUUCCGUUGGGCUAAUUCAAUUGGUGCACUAGCUGGUCUUGGUGUCAGUUUCAUACUGACAUUGUGGAUAGGAAUCGGUGGGCAUGUCUAUCGGCCACUACCUACUCAAACUCGACCAUUACCCCUCAGCACAGCAGGAUGUCUUGAUCUCGCCGCUAAGAUCCCACAAUCAGCGAGAGUAGGCCCCUACUUAACAACACACCAUGCACCAGACCUGACUUCCAGGCCAGCAAUUGCGGACACAUUGUAUUCAAUCUCAUAUCUUUACUUGAGCCCAAUAGCAACUAUCACUGUCGUGAUUGUUGGUCUGAUAGUCAGUUUGCUGACAGGAGGGAAGCAGAACGUGGUGGACAAGAAGCUGCUGAUGACUUACAAGGAUACACUAUGCUACACCUACUAUGUCAACAGAAGUAUUCAUUCAGAGAAAACGAUUGACAAGGAAGAGCUGGAAGCAAUAGCUGAUACAACUGAACGGAAGGACACAACCACUGAACAGGAGCCUGAUUCUGAGAAACAAAACCAGGAAUCCACAACAGACUUAUAGUUAGCAUGUGGGCUUUCUUCGAUGAAAGUACAGUGAACAAGUCAUCAGGCUUUGGAGAUGUCUAACACAAUGGCUUAUGUCUAUGUAAAAGAUCACUGGGCUAGAGAUAUCACACACCUCUUCCCUCCCUUCCCAGUAUUCCUCUUCCUAACUGCAGUGUAAAUGGAUUAAUUUUUCCAUUGCAUUUCCAGUCAAAUCAAACUAGCAGAAACUGCUCUGACGAUUUUUUACGGUCAUGAGCUUUAAACAUUUUAAUGUCUGUGCUUUUAAAACUUUUGAUGUUAUUUGCAUUACUUGGGUCAGUGUCAGUGUCUGCUCCCGUAAAUAACCCUCAUUCUUGUUCUCCAUGUGACUGUGAUAAGAUCACAAAGUCAAACUGAGAACUUGUGACUGUAUUCCAAAUUACUGGUGUAUGAGUUGCAGCCACAUGCCAUAUCUGUUUGGAGUGGAGGGAUUGACCAUAAACUGCUGUUUGCAGACCAGAGAAGUUUCACAUUCUGAAGUGAAUUUAAUCAGACUUGGCACAACUUUGUGCAGGUUCUAGCUCCUUGUCCAGCUAUUGCCAGCAGGACAUUAGCUUCAUGAGAGUGACUGCUGAGAAUGUUUCCCCAUGUAACAAGUUAAGACCCAUGCUGCUCCCAUCUAGAUCCAACGUGCUCCCACUCAGUCCCACUUUGCUCCCAUCUAGAUCUGUUGUGCUCCCAUCCAGAUCUAUUGUGCUCCCAUCCAGACACACCAGGUUCCCCACCCACCCACCCUAUUCUCCACCCAGACACAUUCUGUACUGACCCUUUUCUUAACUCAAACCAACCCUGCUGUUCAUCCAGAUUCUAUGAUGCUCUGCGUCAUUGCUUAUUUGUUGUUAUGUUGAGUUAGAAAAUAUGUUCAGGUGCUGUAAACUGUAAUAUGUUUGUUCCUAAUUACAUUAAAAAUAUACCAGUUUGUCCUUUCACUCAUACACAUGCUAUCAAGCCACUCUCUAGAGGUUAGAA
Messenger RNA from Rhincodon typus (whale shark), 3343 nucleotides. Its product is annotated as sodium-coupled monocarboxylate transporter 1-like. NCBI's taxonomy places the organism in Eukaryota, Metazoa, Chordata, Chondrichthyes, Orectolobiformes, Rhincodontidae. The transcript is spliced from 15 exons. The record is from RefSeq and is a predicted model, not a curated record. Gene Ontology annotation, molecular function: organic acid:sodium symporter activity. Gene Ontology annotation, cellular component: membrane. Gene Ontology annotation, biological process: propanoate transmembrane transport; sodium ion transport. The coding region runs from base 510 to 2351 and encodes 613 amino acids.